This is a messenger RNA of Rana temporaria (common frog), 788 nucleotides long. It is a transcript of the gene MRPS18B, whose product is annotated as mitochondrial ribosomal protein S18B. Gene Ontology annotation, biological process: mitochondrial translation. The record is from RefSeq and is a predicted model, not a curated record. The transcript is spliced from 7 exons. Gene Ontology annotation, molecular function: structural constituent of ribosome. Gene Ontology annotation, cellular component: ribosome; mitochondrion. Lineage: Eukaryota; Metazoa; Chordata; Amphibia; Anura; Ranidae. Bases 50 to 718 code for a protein of 222 amino acids.
AAAAGACGUGUUGGUUGGCAGGUCAGACCACGUGACUUUCCUCACCAAGAUGGCGGCCUCCUUGGGCAGGUUGUGUGUGACCGGUGUGAGAGGAGUCCUGAGGAGCAGGCCCCCAGUGUCUGUGCUGCCUGUUGGAGUUCGUGCGCUCUGCAACCCACCUGAAACGUUUGAUGUGUCAUCUCGGUAUAAAGAUGAGCCCUGGGAAUAUCUGAACAGUGAAGAGUACUUGGAGCGUUAUGGGAAAAAUCUAGUCUGGUCAAAUUACAGGAGGAACCACAAAGGACCGAUCCCACCACAGAAAACCCGAAAAAAGUGCAUUAGAGCGGGCAAGGUCUGUGGAAACCCAUGUCCAAUCUGUAGAGAUCAGAAGCUUCAUGUGGAUUACAGAAACAUCAGGUUACUUGAGCAGUUUAUUUGUCCACAUACUGGAGUGGUGCACGAUCCGACCAAAACAGGAGUCUGUAUGGAGCAGUACAAGAAGCUUGGAAAAGCCAUAACUGAUGCACAAGAGCAUGGUCUUCUCGAAGUGACAAUACAACGCCAAGAGGUGACCUUUGGAGAAUAUUCAUAUAAUCACGGAGCUGUGGCACAAACUCCUCCUGCUCCAGAAGGACUGUGGUAUUCCUGGUAUGAGUGGCAAGAACCACCAGCCAAAGAAGUGACCCGACUACGCAAGAUGUACAGGCCACACUUGAAGAAGAUGAUGGGGGAAGAAUAAAAAUGGGUGAUCAUUUCUUAUUAUAAAUGUGUAUAUUGAUACUUGAAAAUAAAAUGUUAAAUCCUGGGAA